This is a messenger RNA of Diachasma alloeum, 5307 nucleotides long. RefSeq names its product dnaJ homolog subfamily C member 16 (gene l(3)80Fg). The record is from RefSeq and is a predicted model, not a curated record. NCBI's taxonomy places the organism in Eukaryota, Metazoa, Arthropoda, Insecta, Hymenoptera, Braconidae. Bases 368 to 3016 code for a protein of 882 amino acids. The transcript is spliced from 5 exons.
UCCAAUGAUCAACUGCUAUUCCAAUGUAAUUGAUUUCUCAUUAUCAUCGCCAAUAAAAACCCUAAAAUGUGUCAAACUCUCGUGAUCACGAGUGUCACAUGAACAUCAAUUCCAUGCAUUCGUCAGUAAUUAAUAGUGAUAGUUAGUGGAGCUGGGUAAUUUACGUGAUUGGUAAAAAAUCUUAAUCAGUACAGUGUCAGUCCCAUUCUAUUUUGGUACGCUGCUGGUGACUGAAGGAUCACAAUACUUAACCCAAACGUGAGAAUGAUGGACCUUUUUCAAGAUCAUAUUCAUUGACUCGGAGUUGUAACGCUGAUUGUUGAGACUUAAUGGGACUAUUGGGGGUUCAGUAAUCACGAAUAAUGUCAUGGAGUGCUCACUGUCAACGGAGAUGCCUGACUGCCUCGACACUAUUGACAGUCGAUGCAUCAGUAAAUUAUUACGAACCGAUUGCACGAGUCCUGCGUCUGUAAACACCAGCUCGCACUCCAAUUCAUCACAGGAAUCAUCACCAAAACAUCACCAUGAGGGGAGGAAUUUUUUAUCUAGCUGUCAAAUGGAAGUGUCGAAGCUGAUGUUGUUGAUGAAUUUUUUAAAGAAUUUAUUACUAGUAUCUAAGCGAUCCAAUGAUUUUUGGAGAGAGAGUGUGGCACCGAUCAUGAGGUUAUCACUGGCAGUCACAGUGAUACUCGUGAUUGUGCAGCUAUUACCGGUGACCAGUGCCACUCAGCCACUCGGCAAUCCGUACCAGAUCCUCGGGGUCCACAGGCGUUCGACACUCCAGGACAUCAAGAAGGCGUACAAGAACCUCGUGAAGGAGUGGCAUCCUGACAAAACCGAUCAUCCCGAUGCUGAGGACAAGUUCGUGGAGAUUACUAAGGCUUAUGAACUCUUGUCGGACCCUGAGAGACGCAGGAAUUUCGAUAAUCAUGGGAUUACUGAGGAGGGAUCCUCCAGAUUCAGACGAGAGAACAGCCACUUUCAGAUGCCCGAUCCACUCGAGGAUCUCCUUGGGGCGAAUUUCAAGUUUCAUUACCAAAGUCGAGAUAUAUCGUUUUAUCACAAGAUGAGUGUGACGUACAGAAUGUACGAGCAUAUAAUCCUCCCAAAGAGCUUCCGCACGCCGUACCUAAUGCUCUUCUACUCGGAAUGGUGUUUCACCUGCAUCCAGAUCGAGCCGACCUGGCGUCGCCUGAUGGACGAGCUGGAGCCGCUGGGUGUGACGUUCGUCACAGUGCACGGCGAGCGAGAGCCAGCCUUCAAGCGACGAGUGGGCGUCCACUCGAUCCCCUGCCUAGCGGUGACGAUGGACGGUCGCACAAGCAUCUACAAGGAGUCCCUGUUCAACGUCCCCAAGAUAGUUGAGUUCCUCCGCAACAAAUUCCCCUACAAGCUCAUCCCCAAGAUAACGAACAACAACGUCGACCACUUUUUAUCGGGCUGGAAGGACAACAGAAUUCGCGCCCUCAUAUUCGAGAAGAAAGACUCCCAGAGGCUGCGCUACCUGCUGGUGGCAUUCCACCACAGGGACAGAGUGGCAUUUGGUUUCGUGCAGGUUGGCAAGCCGGAGACUGAGGCCAUCACCACGAGAUAUAAAAUCUCAGGGGAUUUAAACACCUUGCUGCUGUUCAACGAGAACUCUGAGAAGCCCAUGGCAUCAGUCAGCAUGAAGGACAUCUCCAGUGAAACAAUGCACAACGUCAUUGCGAAUAACAAAUUCCUGGUGCUGCCUAGGCUAUCGAAUCAGGCCAUGUUGGACUCUGUGUGCCCCCCAGAGUGGCUUCGACCCCAGAAACGACUGUGUGCAGUCCUCAUCUCCCAGAACAGCGCCAUCCACGACCUAGCUAGGCACAGGUUCAGGCAGGCAGCUCUGGAGUCCCCGUACAGUCCAGAGAGAGUGAGAUACACUUACGUCUACAAGGAGUCCCAGCCCCAGUUUGUGUCUGCCCUGUGCGCCGGUGAGGGCAGCCCUCUGGAGCCCCUCCUGCACAUUGUCAUCAUCUGGAGGAGGGAUGCCAAUCACCUGAAGUACGAGUGGCUGUCGAGUGGAUGGCUAGACGCAGCUGAGGACGAGAACAAGUGGAACGAGACGAGGAGAAAACUGGAGCAGACCAUCCAGCGACUGCUGAGGAUCACUGAGGCCCUUCCCUACGCCGCUAAGGUGGAGGAGCUUGCUGAUGAACAUGCUCAGGGAACUGUCGACAGACUCAUUGGAAGGGCUCUCCUCGCUGUGGACUACAUCUCUGAUAAUCUGACGAAGGAGCAAAUUCUCCCCCUCAUUUCGGUGAUCGCUUCGUUGUUGUUUAUUGGAGCUGCUGGGUAUGGGGUGUCUUACUUGGUGAAGCUGGAGGAGUUGAGUGUGCAGAGCAAACAGAGUCAGUUCAAUAAGGAGAAUUCCAAGGGGAAUUCCACUCAGCCACAGUUGAGGCUGCAUGACAUGAGGGCUGAGAAGUAUAAUGGGCUUGUGAGACUGCUGAAGCCUGGCUGCAGGACAAUUAUUCUGAUUGUCGACGCCCAGAGCAGACUGAAGCUGCUUCCUGCGUUCCAUCGGGCUGUCUGGCCUUACAGGAAAAAUAAGACACUAAUGUUCGGACACUUGUCCCUGGAACGUGGACUCGAGUGGUACAAGAAAAUCCUCUCCCUGAGUCUCCCAGAGCCAAAAGAAUUGAAUAUCAAUCCAAAAAAUUGUGUUGGCACUGUAUUGGCAUUGAAUGGGCAUAGGAAGUAUUUUUGUAUGUACCAUGCAAAGCAUCCGGAAUGUAGUAAAGGAAAAGGAGCGAAGCGAAUGGAACGAAUGACGAAACAUUUGAGUCGACGGAAUGAGGAUGCGGAGGCUGGAGCAUUCAUAGGAUUCGACAGCUCUAGUGACUCUGAAAUGUCACAAGAUGAGUUGGAUAACAGUGUUUUGUACCAAGACAGACUUUUAGAUGGUCUGCCCAACUGGCUAGAUAGAUUAUUCGAAGGUUCAACGCAACGCUAUUACAUUAAUUAUUGGCCAGAUUUCACUGCCAAAUAAGACGAGGUUUGUUGUACGUUCAUUCACAACGUAUAAAUGCCUUUUAACUGUAAUGAAACUACAUACAGGUGUCUUGAAUCUAGUCAUUGAAGUGAAGUAAAACGGAUAUUUGUUGAUACCAAUAAAAUUAAGUUUAAAGCCCACCGUAAACACAUGAUUAGGGGAGGCUGGGGCAAAAUGGACACUUGGCAUUUUUUCCAAUUUAAAACUCAGUUAUUAUGACUCAGAAAGAAAAAUUAUCCCAUUUAAAAUCGUCGUUAACAUCUGAAAAAGCCAAGGGCUCAUUUUAUCCGACUUAUCCCUGCAUAUUUCACCACUAAGGAGUAACGUUAAAGUUCAUAAAGAUGUUAUAAUUUCCCAUAAAUCUGUAUAGGUAAAUUAAUAAUUUAUAUUCUAUCGUAAAUAAUCAUCAGGACCUGCCGAAGAGGUGUAAAGGACCUCGACUGAUACUAACCUAUACAGCAGUUAAUUUAAUUCUGAAAAUUACUAAACAUUCGUCAUCUUUCACUUUGUUUCUUUCAUUCUUUUCGUGAUCAACACAGUCUAGUCAAUAAAUGUGUUCAUUUAAUGUAGGGUAAUCCUUCUCUUCGGCAGAACCACGAUUAUUUGCAUGUUAAUUUACAAUUGCGUGAAUUUUACCGCAGAGUUGUGAAUUCUGAAUGAUAUAUGUCAUUGGUUCCAUCAUUGUACUUGUCUGUGUACGAAGAUACCACUGAUUAAUACGUUUGAACAUGAAUAUGUCUGGAGAAAUGAACUUGAAAAUCGAUUCGUGAAAUUUUCAAAGUAUAAUUAAUUCUCAAAAGGCAAGGGGAUUACUUCAUUUCAUACUAUUAAAGCAGGCAAAAAUCGGUGAUUAUAAAAAAUCUCGUUAUCGAUUGGAAAUUGGGAUCAAGGCACUCCAACCAAACGAAUCAAUCGCAUUUAACUACUGUCAGCCGACUCAAUUGACCAGGGAGAACAUAAUAUUUCUGAAAUUUUUAAUCUACACCUACGAUUUAAACAAAAAUCGCAUUCUCAACUCUAAUUCUCCAAUAACUUCAGUUCCCAACAUUAAUUAAGAACGAAGUAUAGAUAGGAAAUUUCGAUUUGAUAUAGUUAUUCCGUAAUUUCAUGAAUUAUAAACUAAUGUUUACGUUACACGAUUUAUCUGUUGCUUGAAGGGAAGAAAAAAAAACAAGGGUAAUUUAAUAGAAAUCAAAUAUUUCUCGACAAUCUUCUACCCAUUAAUAAAUUGCAAUGAAAAUUACUAAAAGCUGAAUAGAUUAAAUCGAGAAUGCGUUAAUGCCUCAUUCCUUCUUCUUCUGCCUCGUUAUCAAUCUUCAGUAGUUACAGUACCAGUUAUUUUAGAGGAACAAAUUGUCAGCAGGGAUUUCUUAGAUAAAUUGAAUACGUUUAAAGAGUUAAAGAAAAUCAUAAGACGAUUAAAUCUAAGAAAUUGUGCGUUGAGAUUGUGCUAUGCAUGAUCAACACUCGCAGGACCUUUAUACAAAUUUAAUAUCGCACCACGAUCCUGUCUUCACUUUGGUGAAAUCUCUAGCAAAAAAAAAUAAUAAUAAAACGAUAAAAAGUAUGAGUGAUAAAAUAGAAUUAUUACCCAUUUGGAGAAAAGAUGCGGCACGUAAUUAAAAUAAAUGAUAACUAUUGAAAGAACACUUACCUAAACGUCCCUAAAGUUUUUUAUGUAUAUACUAUCGAGGAGUUGUAAUAUCUAGACGAUUACCAUCUCAAUGACUUUAUACAGUGAAAUUAUUAAAUAAAAAUUAUACCGAAAUUCCAGUUACCUAGAAAGAAUAAAUUAUAACGAAUUAUACACGAGAUUUUUAUUGAUAAAGUAAUUAAAGACGAGAGAAUACCCAGAAAAUGCACAGUAUACGCUUUUGUUAAGAAAAUUGCGCACAAAUUUACACGAUUAUUUGGGUAAAACGACGAAAUAACGAACUCGAGGACUCGUUUCAUCAUAGUUUAUUAUUCAAAUUUAUUCUUACAUAUUUACUGCAGCGGCGAGGGGGGUGGGGGCGGGAUUACUUGCGAGAUUAUUACCAUUUCCGAAAUAUGAGAAAAAAAGGUAUCUCUAUGUAUACGGGCAUCAGAACUUGGUCGAUUAUAUUUCGACGUAAAAUGUAAAUACAAUUGAGAUGAAAUAAAAAAAGGGAUAUUGUAAGAAAUGCUGGAUUCCCCCUUUCAUCGGGUGGAGAAUUAUUAAAGUUUCGAGAGAAAUUGCAUGAUUUUAGUCGCAAAAAAAUGUCAGAUUCAUGAUUAUAAUGGUUAAUUAAAAGGGCAUUGCAGUUGAA